UAUGCGGCAAAGCUGCCUUGAAAAAGUAAAUAAAUGUUAGCACGGCCAUAUGAUAAUCCAUUGAAAUAGAUAAUAUAAUAUCAGUUUGUUUUGAAGGGAUUGCACAUUCUCUUUUGUUGCAGUCAUAUACAUAAUUAUUCAAAUUAAUUGAUCUCCACCUGGCUAUAAAUUUUUACAAUCUGUUAAUUCUAAUUCUGCUGGUGGUGAAGGUGAAAGUGCAGUGGUCAGGUUUAUUUUUUAGGUUUAUAAAAUAUUUUUUGUCGGUGGCGCAUGUUGUUGUCACUGAGGUCAAUAGUUAUUGGACAAUUAAGCCUAUGGUAGAAACCAAAACAUAAAAAUGAGGAUGCACACCCAUGGCAAAUGCACGUCUAAUAUCCUUCUUGGGGCCCUUACCGUAUUUUGUGUUGUUCUUUUGUACAACUAUUGGACCGUGUCCAGCCUAAAUCAUGAUCUGAUACUCAAGAUACACACCCUUGAAGCACGUAUAAUCCAAGUGUCCGGAACGAAUGACGCAUUGCAAGCGAGUUUGGACAAGGUGCAAGACAUCAAAGAUAAAGUCGAAGGGAACUUGAGAAAGGAGCAACUUGUUGACCAAAAAGCCAAAGAGGAAAUUGCCCAGAAAUCGAAUAAAAUAAAAUCACUUUUGAAUGAUGUUGAAAAUUCUAAGCAGGCUACCCAGAAUUGUAGGGAUGAACUUACACAGACAGAAGCCAAGAUGCAAGACAAAGAUAAAGAAGUUUCUGAAAUUAAAGCCAAGAUCGUUUCACUUGAGGCUCAAUUAGUUGAAAAAAGUAAUAAGGUGUCCAGACUAGAGAAAGAAGUAAAGCAGAAACUGGUGGGCAGUAGUACAGCCAAAUCGGGAGGAGAAAAGGGACCAGUUCCGGCCCCAGCCAUUGAAGUUGCUCAUCAAGAUGACCAGGAACAACCUGUGCUAAUUAACGAUCCAGCGGUGCCUUAUCCAAUAGGGUGGAUGGAAUCUCAUGGUUCCAUCAGCAAUCCAAAAAAAGUUAUCAUAAAAAAUGAGGGUGAUAGCGGCAUAGAAAGGCGCCGAGGUAUGGGUCCCGUAAUCAUAAUUGAUCCUCCCAAUCUCCCACGAUUAAAAGCCAGAUUCAGUGUUUUGGAUCGCCCAAAAAAUGAAAUGAAGCCUGAAGUUGGUGGUGCGUCCCCAAUUAGACAACCGGAUAGUCUAGUUAAACCUCAAACGCAAGAUGAUGGGAACAUCAACAACAACGGUGGCGGUGAAGACUUUGGCCCACAGCCUGGCGUAUUACCGGUUCCAGGACAUCGAGCUGAACAACCGGUGCACGCUGAGCAAAAUCUUGAUGCAGCAGAAGACGAUGGUGACAGACCAUUGAAAGACGAUUUCGGAGUACAGGAUGACCAGUCACCCGAUGGGGCUCUUUCUCAAAAAGAAGUUAUAAAUGCGGCGAUUCAAGCUCCCAACAUGAAACAUGAUGAUGUAGAUCACCACCAAUAAUAAUAAGUCUGAUUCAUUUGCGGUUGUUUUGUGGCAUUUAACGGUGCAGUACCUCCGGUCUAUGCGUGUAACAAAGUCAAGCACAGAUUACAUUGUACAAGUACUCAUCAUCGAAACAUUAAAUACUAUAUAUAGAGAGAUACUUAUUAUAAAUAGUUAUAUAUCCCUUUUGUAAUUUUAUCUAUGGUAAAAGUGUCUAGAUGAUAGGCACGACAAUUAAUCUUUGUAAUCAUAUUUAGCCUUAAAAAGGUCCCCAGAGGUAGUAUUAUUGCAUAAUAUUCGGUUUAGCUGCUCUUGUAUUUAAAUAUCUGUAUAAUAUAUACACAUGUGCUGGGUUUGUGAAAUUUCAGUAAAAGUUAAUACUGCUAGUCUACCAUAUGCAUAGUACUUGUUUGAAUAUAAAGCUAAAAAAGUAACGGGCAAGUUAGCAAGUUCCGCUCUGGGGUACCGCGCCGCGUGAUGUAAUCUAAUUUACUUUAUCUCUAAACGAGUGAUUUAGUAUUCAGUUAUACAACUCGAAUUUCCUCAUUGAAAGGAGUGCAAAUGAGAUUGAAAUGGAAUGUCAAAGGUCAGAGAGUCAUAUUUCGUACACUAUGCGAAACUAUUGUAUGAUUAUAUCUACUGACUGCCAUGAAUCUGCACAGAGAGUGUGUAGAGUUGAACCCCGUCUCUCCCUGCAAGGAGCUGUGAAGCAUAUAUGUACUUGUGAUAUAUUUUCAUUAAAAGCAAGCAUAUGCUGACAUUCGACGUGUUCUUAAUAAUUGGAGACACAUUAGAUAUGUGCACCGAUGCAAAGUGUUGGUAUUGGUUGAUGUGACUCAAUUUUCCAAUUGCUUCUCCGAUGCUUCAGUUUGUAUGCAUAUUGCUUGCUGUAAUGAUGAUGCAACUUCCUUGAAAUUCACCAUACGUUUUCGUAUUAAAAUACUGUUGUAAACUGAGAAUUUUACAUCCAUAAUAAACUACCUUCUGUCAAUUUGUUAACAA
This is a messenger RNA of Folsomia candida, 2461 nucleotides long. RefSeq lists its product as uncharacterized. The record is from RefSeq and is a predicted model, not a curated record. Bases 338 to 1477 code for a protein of 379 amino acids. Lineage: Eukaryota; Metazoa; Arthropoda; Collembola; Entomobryomorpha; Isotomidae. The transcript is spliced from 5 exons.